Messenger RNA from Drechmeria coniospora, 1986 nucleotides. RefSeq lists its product as uncharacterized. The record is from RefSeq and is a predicted model, not a curated record. Gene Ontology annotation, cellular component: mitochondrion. Gene Ontology annotation, molecular function: riboflavin kinase activity. The coding region runs from base 1 to 1986 and encodes 661 amino acids. The transcript is spliced from 2 exons. Lineage: Eukaryota; Fungi; Ascomycota; Sordariomycetes; Hypocreales; Ophiocordycipitaceae. Gene Ontology annotation, biological process: FMN biosynthetic process; riboflavin biosynthetic process.
AUGAAGACGCCAUGUCUCGAUCACGUCUUGCUCAUUCCCAGCCCGUCACUGGUGCGGCGGUGGUGCCGGAGAAAAGUCCAUUUGUCCUUUUCCAACCUCACCUCGCCACGGCCACUCGCCUCGGAUGCAGCAACAUCCAUCCGCUCCAGAAUGCAGAAUGACCAUGGACGUGGAUUCAAGGUAGCGCCCGAGGCGAGGUCCAGGGCAAACGUGGCCCUUGCCGUUCCUCACCCUCCGCUUCGACCGACCAGGUCGGCGACCCAGCUGCGGCCCGUGUCGCGAGACGAACCGAUGUUUCAGCGGCCCCUCCGGAUGCCCGAAGGCUGCUCGACCGUGAGGCGGAAACCGCACCCCGUCGACGUGGCCGUCGAUGAGCUCCCUCCUCCCCCUCCCGCCGACCCGCUCCCAACCUCUCCAAGCCGGGACAUUCGACGCGUCAAGAGCUCCUCGGCCCUGACCCUCUCCGCCGCCGACGCGUCGUCGGCCGUCAGCUCCAAGGCAAGGGAGACGUCGAGGUGGAAGGCGGCCCUCGGCGAGGCCCAGUACUUCGCCGGCGGCCUCGUCAGCCGGCCCGCCGAGUCGACCAAGCACCACAGCAUCAUCCGCCACUCCAACGCCCUCGUCUGGUACAAGGGGCCGACGACGUCCGUCUCCAUCUCCAUCCUCUCGGACGAACCGCUACCCGAGGCGAGGAAGCUCUGGCUGCAGGAAAAGGGCUUCACCGGUGGCGUCGGCAUGUCCCUCAAGGCCUGCGUCGGCUCGACGGCUGGCUGGCUCGACGUCACGCCCGCGAGGCAGGCCCAGGUGGAGCAUCUCGACGAGGGGGAUGAGCGGGCCAUCCAGCGAGACCUCAAGCGCUUCGCCAAGAAGGCGUCGGCACGCCUCGCCAAGCACGUCGCGCGGGAGACGCACGUCGUCCGCAUCCCCGCCGUCGCCGCCGACGGCUACUUCCGACUCGUCCUCGGCGCCGGCAAGGACGGCAAAAAGGUUCUCUGCGGCAGCCCCGUCUUCCGCAUCGCGAGCACCUCGACCGACGUCGCCGUCGUCCGCGGCGCGAGCCUGAGCACCAUGCCGCUCGAGGUCGGCGUCAAGUUCGCGAGCACCAUCGGCCAGCAGAUGGCCAAGAAGUACGCCGGCCUCGCCGGCGCCGUCGUGCAGAACAGGGCGACCAAGGUGGCCCGCUACGCCACGGCCAAGAAGGUCGGGCACACGGCCUACCAGGGGUACCAAAAGGUUGGCCUGGCCGACACCGUCUCGAGCAGCUGGGAGCAGAGCAGGCAGAAGACCUACGAUCCGCUCGUCCGCGGGCAGCCGUCGGAGCCUCUCAUCGCCACCGUUGGCCCGGAGGCGGGCCCGGAAACGCCGUUUCCUCUCAAGUUCCAGGGCCGCGUCGCGAGGGCCAGCGGCCGCUCCUCCGACGAGCUCGGCUUUCCCACGGCGAAUCUCGCCGAGGUGCCGGAGCCCAUCCGGGUGCGCCUGGGCGGCGUCUUUGCCGCCUGGGCCAUGGUGCUGCCGGGAAAGGGCUUGGAGGAUGUGUGCCACGACUGGCUGGAAGCCGUCGUCACCGUCGCUCCUCCUCGCGGCGCGCCGCCGAGCGUCGCCAUGCACAACGGCGUCACUGUUCACAUCGCCUACGACUUUGACGGAGCCACGUUCUUUGAUGCCAAGGUCAAGAUACUUCUCAUGGGCUACCUGCACCCGGCCUCCGCCACGGAUGACCCUGCCGAGCUGGCUGGCGAGCAUGCCCAGGACGUCAUGACGACCCUGGCCAGCCUCGGACGCGACGCCUGGAGGCCCGACGAGACCGUCGCGCAGAUGAAGACGGUCAAGAGCGAGAGAAGCUUCGGUGACAGGGUGAACGAUGCGACGGGCAAGAUGGUACAGCACGUCGACAGGAUUCCGCUGCACAAGGCUGGCGUGAGAUCCAAAUCAGCCACGAGGAGGGACCAAUUGCUCGGCAUAGGAGGACUCUGGAUUGCGAGGUGA